Messenger RNA from Fusarium poae, 1326 nucleotides. RefSeq lists its product as uncharacterized. The transcript has 3 exons. NCBI's taxonomy places the organism in Eukaryota, Fungi, Ascomycota, Sordariomycetes, Hypocreales, Nectriaceae. Bases 1 to 1326 code for a protein of 441 amino acids. The record is from RefSeq and is a predicted model, not a curated record.
AUGCCGGAAGGCUCUUGCACUAAAAGCGUGAGAAAGGGGCCGUGGUUGGGGUCGCUAAGUGAGCUGGCCCUCGACAAGGUGAUAUCUAUGAUUCACCAUGACAAAUAUUACAUCAUUGAAAUGCUUAAAAGAGAACAUUACGUUCAGACCACUCUGCGGUCAACUAACAUCCUCAAAACAUUCUACGAAAUGAAAAUCGUACAGAGCUGUACUGAAAGUCUCGUUCACCUGAAAUCGUUCAUGCCAAUUCGUGGCGUGAGUUUCGGCACUGAUCAACCUCCUGAUGCAAUUCGACAGCUCAUCCGCCGGUGGCUCACUGACGAAGAGGCCGACAACAUCUUUUCGAGGUUCCAAGAAGCCUGUAUACCCAACCGCCAGGUGCUAUGGAGCGGCAUGUUGCGUGAGCAGGCUCAGCAAUGGGCCGAUACGCAUGGAUUUCAAACAUUGACAACUGCGCUUGGUCCACUUUUGCAUCAUGGUGACCGAAAAUGUCCCUGCGGACAAAGCUCUGCGAAAUAUAUCCAUGGUGCUUCUAUCAUUUUUGCAUGGUUCAUUUCCCAUGGUGAUCUAGUGACAGUACUCUCGCAUCCCCCGCCCCUCCAUUUUCACCCUUCUGGACAAACAUUUUAUCAAUUAUAUGAAGAGCCUAUCAUUACAGGUACGAUGGGCAAUCGGCCCGUGGGGAGGAUUGACACGGCUCACCCGGCCAUCAAAACAGCUAUCGACUUUAUAUAUCAACUAUGGCCGUAUGAUAAUUCAUCGCUUUGGACUAAGACGUUUGGAGUUUCGAAUACCGAGUUGGGGUGGCGCAAAACCAGAAUAUUGAAACCUAGUACUCAGCGGCCAGCAGCAACCUUGCAGUCUACAUUAUCAAUGACUUCGGAUAGAGCAGAGGCUGUAGAGCCCUCUGACAAGUCAAUGACUAAUGAAAAGAACAUGGUGCCCGUGUCGGAAUACCCUGACCACAACGACGGCUGGUUUCAAAGGGACAACGAGAACAACUCCUCAGAGAGUGGUGAUUACACCAGAAGUUCGGCGAACGAGGAAAAUCCUCCGCCUGGAUUACAUUCUGACGUGGAAGCGCAACGCGAAAAUGGUUCUGAUCAAGGCUCAAAAAGGCCAAGACGUCGUCAAGAUCUUUUUGUUUGGAUGGGCCUAUCUGAGAGCGAAUUGGUCCUCAUGGAAAACUGGAACCUUUUGCCCAGCUUCCAGAAUGAGGAUUGGUGGAAAGAUUUCGAUGAGAAGUGCGACCGGCCGCCAAAGCCCCGACGGUCGUGGCGAGAUUUUGCCGAUUUGCAUCCAACCCUAGAUGGAUCGAUUUUCUGA